Molecule: messenger RNA, 1971 nt
Organism: Penicillium manginii
Lineage: Eukaryota; Fungi; Ascomycota; Eurotiomycetes; Eurotiales; Aspergillaceae
Exons: 2
Coding region: 1-1971 (656 amino acids)
Source: RefSeq, a predicted model, not a curated record
AUGUCCAACUCGGCCUCCGACUUUAAGAUCAUACCUACUUCCUCGGCUGAGAUGUCUACGCAAAAUUCCAAUUCAAAUGUCGACCCCAACAGUGGAUAUGCGCCCAAUGACAACCAUUUAGCAGGCUUGGUGGAAGCCGCAACGGCCGCGGCGGACCAUGAUGUGAACGAGUGGGCAGCGGUAGCACAGGCGGCUGCCACUGCAGACGCAGCAUCGAAUCAAUUAGAUGGGUACAGCACAGAUAUGCACCUCGGCGACGACACCUUCAGUGAUGCACACUUUGGCUCUGGAAUGGGAGGAGGAAGACAUUUACGAGUUCCGAACGACCACUCGCAAUCGUCUGGUCUCAGCCGCACCGUCUCAAAGAAGAGGAAGCGAAAUGACGACAACCUAGAUCCUCAGCUGGCAGGAGCGGGUCUCGGUAGUGCACACCAACACUAUCAACCUCAGCCUACCCAACAUGGACACUCCGGUGACAGCAUGAGCAUUAGAUCCGUGCCCCCGCAGUCCCUGUCCGACGCGCGCGCUGUCGGUGUACACUCUGCUGCUGCGCUUUUCCGCCAACCAUCGACCAACAAAAAGCAGACCCGACCUCCAAUGUCGAAGCUCUUCUCAUCCCUUGAACUAUCGCCGGAAAACUUCCUUCAUCUUCAGGCCGCAGCCAAGUCCUACAUGCUGGAUGAUAAUCACCCAGAGCGACGCGACUGUGUGGGCCAAAGAGGAAAAGGAGAUACUGAGAUGGUCAAAUUGCGCCUGUGGAAUUGCGCAAGAACCUUUUUGGAUAGCGAGGGUAAUGGAGAUCGACUCUUUGGGGAAAAUGUUGUCAAUGAGGGCAUGGGCCCGAGAACAUACAUAUGGCCACGCGAUUCUCAGAAGAUCAUCUCACUGGUCAUUCCUUUAUUAAGAAGAAUGGUCACGAAUGAACGACAACGCCAGUACGCCAUUGAGACCCGUAAAGGAGGUGGCCCCGAUGAACGCCGCCGUCGGAAAACGGAUGAAAGCUUCGCUGAGCUAGGCGGCCCACGAUAUUCUCCCGAGCAACAGCUUCAGAUGCACGGCCAGGAUCACCGCACAGAGAGCUUGAGUGAAUCAAUGCCUCCGCCUCCCCCGAUCUCAGCACCGCAACCUCCUCCUAUUGACCCUGGCCAGCCAGUCGAAAUUGGACUGACUGACCUUUUGAUGGAUGGGUACACUGUUGACUGGAACGAAAUCGCCAGAAUCUAUGACAUGUACAACCAAGACUAUGAGCUGGAUAGUCUUUGGUCUGUCUCUGGCCUCCAACAGCCUGAUUGGCGUGGGUUGGUUGCUGCGGUUGAUAGCCAUUACUAUGUCGUUCACAAUGGUCACUACGAGUGCCCGUCCAUGUGCGAGGACGAAAACAUCAAUCGCAUCAUUCACUCAAAUACUGCAUCGGAUCUAUCCUGGCGGAUUGGCGGAGGUCGCAAUCUGCCAGCCCGAGAUGAGUUUGCAAGCAGUAUCACGCGCGAUGUAUCGAGAAUCAUCCGAGAGAACCUUGCCUCCCGGGAAGGCGCUCACAACCCUCCGCCAGGGCAAGACCAUCACUUCCCCUCGCACACCCAGCCAGCUACCAACACAUCAUCCGCUCCCACAAAUAACCCCUGUACGCAAGCCCAACCCCAAACAUACCUCCGAAUCAACAUGCUCCAACAAGGGAAGCGUAUAUUACCCCGCCUCGACCUUCCCGCCGGCCAAUGUCCAGACGUUGAAGCGUUCAAGCAUACCAUUCUCCGCCGCUAUCCGAGCCUAAAUGGAGACAACACCGAUCAUAACAGCCAACAAGUCAGAGAAACGCACGCUUCGUGGAAAGUCAAAGCAUGGCUACCACAGGGCCUACUCCAUAUCCAAACUGAUAAAGAGUGGACCAUCGCUCUUCUCACAGCCGAGACUACGGAAUGGAUGGACGGCGAUUUGAAGGUCUUGGUGGAGAUCGAGGGCAAUGCCCAGCACUAG